This is a messenger RNA of Zerene cesonia (dogface butterfly), 1862 nucleotides long. It is a transcript of the gene Pgm1, whose product is annotated as phosphoglucomutase. Gene Ontology annotation, biological process: carbohydrate metabolic process. The record is from RefSeq and is a predicted model, not a curated record. NCBI's taxonomy places the organism in Eukaryota, Metazoa, Arthropoda, Insecta, Lepidoptera, Pieridae. Gene Ontology annotation, cellular component: cytosol. Gene Ontology annotation, molecular function: magnesium ion binding; phosphoglucomutase activity. Bases 162 to 1841 code for a protein of 559 amino acids. The transcript has 10 exons.
GACAUAAACGUCCUUGAUUGACAUUGUGUGAACAGCUGAGAAGUUUUUUAAAUCACGAACUGCGAAUUUGACCCUCGAACUCAGUUAUCAGAGAAAUAACAACGAGAGAACAUUCAGUACAACACCAAAUAAUAUAUAGAGUCCUCUUCGAUUCAGAAAAAAUGGCUAGUGUUGUUACAGUAAGUACUAAGCCAUAUGAAGGGCAAAAGCCGGGUACCAGUGGUCUACGCAAAAAAGUUAAAGUUUUCUUACAAGAAAACUACACUGAAAACUUCAUUCAGAGUAUUUUGGAUGCAAACAAGGAUUCGAUAGUUGGUUCAACGCUUGUUGUAGGCGGUGAUGGAAGAUACCUCGUCAAAGAAGUUGUUGAUAAGAUCAUAAAGAUCGCUGCUGGCAAUGGAGUUGCGAAACUUCUCGUUGGGCAAAAUGGAAUCUUGUCAACUCCAGCAGUCUCUCAUUUAAUCAGAAAGUACAAAACUUUGGGUGGUAUUGUUCUGACAGCGUCCCACAACCCUGGUGGCAUUAACAACGACUUCGGUAUCAAAUUCAACUGUAGCAACGGAGGUCCUGCACCAGACAACACAACUAACGAAAUAUACAAACUCAGUACAGCCAUCUCGGAGUACAAAAUUGUACCUGAUAUUCAGUGCAGUGUGGAAAAGAUUGGUGUGCAGAAGUUUAAGGUCGGCGACCGAGACUUCGUAGUCGAAGUGAUCGACUCUGUUAAGGAUUAUGUAGACUACAUGAAGGAAAUAUUCGACUUCCCCAAAAUAAAGUCGCUGUUACAGGGCGGGGAAAAAAAUAAACCAUUUAAUGUCCUUAUUGAUUCUAUGAAUGGAGUAACCGGUCCAUAUGUAAAGGCGAUAUUCAUAGACGAAUUGGGAGCGUCAGAGGAGAAUGUAAGAAGGAUAGUUCCUCUCGAGGAUUUUGGAGGCGCCCACCCGGACCCUAACCUCACUUACGCUGCGGACCUGGUUAAUGCUGUUAAAAACGGAGAUUAUGAUUUUGGUGCCGCAUUCGAUGGCGAUGGUGACCGCAACAUGAUAAUCGGCCGAGACGCCUUCUUCGUAACUCCCUCGGACUCCCUCGCAGUGCUGGCGAACCAUCUCCAGCACAUUCCCUAUUUCCAGAAGACAGGUGUGAAGGGGUUCGCCAGGAGUAUGCCAACUGCUGCUGCUGUGGACCGCGUGGCAGCUGCCGCUGGCAAGGAGAUGUUCCAGGUGCCCACUGGUUGGAAAUACUUCGGCAACCUGAUGGACGCUGGCCGUCUCUCUCUCUGCGGCGAGGAGAGUUUCGGCACCGGCUCGGAUCACGUGCGCGAGAAGGACGGCCUCUGGGCGGCACUGGCUUGGCUCUCCGUGCUCGCUGCAACACAACUCUCCGUGCAGGAGAUACUCUCGCAGCACUGGAAACAGUUCGGCAGGAAUUACUUCACUAGAUACGACUACGAGGAGUGUCCGAGUGACCCCUGCAACGAGAUGAUGCAAGAGUUGGAGAAGAAGAUGGGCUCCAGCGGCUUCGUGGGCUCCUCCCACUCGAGUGGGGGGAAGACUUAUGUGGUGGCUGUUGCUGAUAACUUCUCCUACAUUGACCCCGUGGACCAGAGCGUGGCUAUGAAGCAGGGUCUCCGCAUAGUGUUCGAGGAUGGAUCCCGCAUUGUACUGCGCCUGAGUGGCACCGGCAGUUCGGGGGCUACUGUGCGAUUAUACAUAGAUUCGUACGAGGCUAGUGACGUUCUCGGUUCGGCGCAGGAAAAGUUGGCGCCACUUAUCGAUGUCGCUCUGCAAAUUUCGCAAUUACAGAAAUACACCGGCCGUGACCAACCCACUGUUAUCACAUAAAUUGAAUAAUGUUCAUCUAAA